UUGAUGUAAUCUGAUGAAGUUAUAGUUCAGUUAUAGUUAUAGUUAUAAUAAUUUCGCUCAGCUCGUUUCUAAAUUUGAAUCCGAAAUAUACACAUCCACACCACAAAGGCAGGUAAAACGGGUGAAAUGGCAUCUUUUCCAGAUACCGUCAGAAAUGAGGAUACAGAGGUCAAUGGUUGGAUUCGAUUUGGCUUCCGUUUGGGAGUUAGCGCGGCGCUACAUCCAUUUGACUAUUCGAAAACACUGAUACAGCUGGGGUAUGAGCCCAUAGCAGCCCGCCCAGGCAGGUCGUUGCUGGGAAAGCCCAUUAUGACGUUGCCGAACAUCUUUCAGUAUGCCGGUCACAUACGCAAGAUUGAUGGUUUUGCCGGUUGCUAUCGCGGCCUGACUCCCAAGCUGGUAGGAUCAGUUCUAAGCCUUGUGGUUAGUGAGCGUAUUGCUGAGAAGUUGGGACUUCCGCAACAGGAUGACAUGAAGGAUGAGUCCGACCUGAGUGAUGAGGAAAUCUAUGCGCAAUUCAAGAUCAAUUUAAAGCGCGAUAUUGUUUUAACUGUUAGCGGCAUUGUGAUCGCGCAUCCGUUUCACGUGAUUUCGUUGCGUAUGAUGGCACAAUUUGUGGGACGAGAAACACUAUAUACCUCUAUUAUUGGCUCGAUAUCCGAGAUCUGGAAGACUGAAGGCAUUUUGGGUUUCUUUGCUGGCCUCAUCCCAAAACUUUUGUGUGAUGUGGUGUGUUUGGUUUUGACUAGCUCCACGGUCUAUAUCUUGAACAAAUAUGUGAUCAAGGACAAGUUGGGCAGGCAGUACAAUGCGGGCUUCACACAGUUUGCCUUUUCUAGCAUUCUGUAUCCCUUGCAAGUGGUCUCCACAUGCACAGCAGUUAGUGGCUCACGCCUGAUGGCUGGCCAACCACCGAUUAUGCCAGCUUACAACAAUUGGGUCGAUUGCUGGAAUGAUUUGCAGGCUCGCAGCGAACUGAAACGCGGCAGUUCCUUGUUCUGGCGCUCUCAGGGCAUUGCGACCCCCGUGAAAGCUUCCUAUGCCCCUCUACCGAAGCUGGUACGUUAUCAAUAAGUUGGUUAACAAUCGGGCGCAGCUUAAACUGCCGGUAAUGCGUCACAUCCAGAACCAAACCUCCUAGCCAUUGCCUUUGCAUUUAUGUUUUUCUGCACGAGCGCGAACCUACAUAACUGCAUUUGAUUUAUUGUCACUACAACUUUGAAAAACUAUAUUGUAUAAUAUACAAAAUACAUCAAAACAUGUGGUAGAGCGGAUGUGCGUGUCCAAUAAUAUUUUAUUGCCUUGUUUAAACCGAUUA
Molecule: messenger RNA, 1318 nt
Organism: Scaptodrosophila lebanonensis
Lineage: Eukaryota; Metazoa; Arthropoda; Insecta; Diptera; Drosophilidae
Gene: Mtch
Product: mitochondrial carrier homolog 2
Exons: 4
Coding region: 127-1074 (315 amino acids)
Source: RefSeq, a predicted model, not a curated record